AUGGGUCCGAGUGUAAAGAAGGCUUUUCGGAAGAAGCAGUUGCCGAAAUUUUGCACAAGCAAGGUCACGUUCGUUGCUAGCGGCGAGCUUGCCGAGAAGACCAUGAAAUGCAGGAAGACCAACACCAUCUCGGAAAGCUUCAGUCCGAGCCCGACUUCCGAGCAUCCUCUCUUCGCUUCCUUCCUCGACUUCAUUGCCCGAUGUGUCAGAGCAAAUGUCAUCUCGGACAAGCCCAUCGUAGUGUGA
Messenger RNA from Pseudozyma hubeiensis SY62, 246 nucleotides. RefSeq lists its product as hypothetical. The record is from RefSeq and is a predicted model, not a curated record. The transcript has a single exon. NCBI's taxonomy places the organism in Eukaryota, Fungi, Basidiomycota, Ustilaginomycetes, Ustilaginales, Ustilaginaceae. Bases 1 to 246 code for a protein of 81 amino acids.